GGAGAGCUUCUCUGCAUACUUCUAGAAUAGCUCAAACGUCCUGCUCUCCAAGCCGACUGAGUUGCCAAGUUCCACCAAACAGUCUCCGCGUGCAGCAUCUCGCCUGGAGACAAGAGCCCAUUCGUUCCUCAACGCUGUGGGAACGCCACGCCCGCAACACAGCCCAGAACCAGCCUCGCGAGAUCCCCCAAAAUGCAGUCUAGGCUGUUUACAGCAAUAUCGGAGAGGCGCAAUCGAUGGAAAUGGUAAGGCAGUAGUUGCACCUGUGCUCGUGGGGGGUGCGCCGAUUAGGCCGAUAAUCUGGACAGCCUUGGAGCCACUGCACACCUCAGACCGCAGUCACACACUGCACUGCACUGCACCGUCUCAUGUACGUGGGCACACCUGUCACCCACCAUCGCACCUUGCUCUUAUUCUGCUUUGUCCUUUCGCUGCAUCUCUCCUUUAACAUUGAUCGACAGCAGGAACGAAGCUUCGACGAUAGAACGCCCGAAGAUUGCGAGGCGACAGCCGGCACCCCGCCGGCCUUGCUCAACGAAAUGGCCGACUUCGUAGCUCCCGUGAAAGCCAUCCUCAAGGCUCUGGAAACAGGAAUCAAGUUAACGAAAAAGGUAUCCGAGUCCGCAGAGCUCGCAGUCUCCGAGUAUGCGAGCUCUGCAACCGAAGCAAAAGCGCAGCAGAUUUCCGAGUUGGCACCCGGUUUGCAGAGGUCGUUGGAGCAAACUUGUCAGGCUAUUCGGGACGCCUAUCAGCAGGAGGUUGAAGCAUGCGGCAAGCCGUUCACAAAGGCUCUGGUCGAGGACAAAACCAUUCAAGCCCGGCUGAAGGACCUCAAAAACGACGUUCGUGAUAGCAUAGACGAAUGCCAAGAUUUCGAGGAUGACCCAGAAUCUUUCGAUCAGACAACAUUUAUGGCCAUCGAGCAACAAGCUAACAAAUGCUCUGCGGAUUGCGUUUCUAUAUUCCGGGAUCUGCGAGAUCAAUUGACCCAAGGCCGGGUUCCCACAUAUAUGCUCGGAAAGGAACCCAAGGACGAUACCACACAGUCUACAAGUACAAGAGUGGACACAAAGCAUAGUCAGAGCAAUCCCGUGGCCAACCUCCAAACAUUCAUGUUGGGAAACCAACCAAAAGACGACAGGAUACAAUUGUCAAGCAUGAGACAUCCCAGCGCAACCAAUUCAAUGCCACCUCCCUACAUAUCACCAGCAACUCCAACUGAACCGAUCCGAAUCACUACUCCUUCUGUUCCAGCUCCCCAAUUCGAGCCAGUGAGGCCGAAGGGUCCUUGGGGAAUCGGGGAUCCUUUAAAUUAUGACAUGAGUCCAACUCUCGGUGGCUCUCUUGGGGCCUCAGCGAGCUUAUUACGGCGGAAACCCGUUGGGGAAGGGUCUCCUGCGGAGCAAUCAGAUGCCCCCCCAUUGAUACCUAAGGAGAUUGUCCACUCUCGGAUUAACGCAAACGAAGAGUUUCUCGAACGACGACGGCAGUCACGUAUCAUGUUCAACAAUGAGCUGCGUUACUCUGCUGUAUCCUCCAUUGAUGAAAACCGGGCCAGCGAGACUUUCAGUGAUGGGCCAUUCUCACCGCUUAGUCCAAGCCCUGCGACGUCUACAAGUCCAGUAGAAGGGCGUGGCUUCAGAGCAAGUUUGAACACAUACGAUAUGACCAGGCAAAGAAGCCAAGGACAUGCUUCACAGGGAACACGCAGCUCAAGAACGAGCUCCGUUCUCCCUGACCGUCAUCCAGUUCAAAGACGUGAUAGUGAAGAUUCGAUAUUCGGUCUUCGUGGUGCAGCACCAGCGAGUCCCUCUAUUAGUGAAAACCAGACUGUUGGGACUUCGGGGAAUAUCGAGCUUUGGUCGCCAAUUACUACGACUGCGAGCCCAGCAGUCAUCGACAACCCCUAUACCUGGGAUCCAGUGCCAGUGCCAACGAAGUUGCAAAUGCCAUCGCCUUCAUUUGGGAAUGAAGUCCCAGCUGGACUUGAACCAGUGAACGUCGCGUACGAUGACGGAAUGAUUGUAGUGAACGCCCCCGAACAAAAUGCUCAGCGCGGACCAACGUUUACAGUGAGGAAAAUGGACUACCCUAUACGACCCGAUAGCUCCUUCACCAAGUUUGGGGGGUUCUGCGACGGCGCCAAAGCAUUAACAAGAGGGGAGACGGGGUUUAAAAUAGCGAAAAGGCCAUCAGGCCAUUAUAGCGCAACUGUUUCGGCCAGGUGUAUCACUUGUUCUUAUGAAGUGGGCUGGAAUGAUGUUGAGAAAGACAAAAUGCUUGACAGAUCCGGUAUAUAUGGUAACAGUGGAAUACGAUUUCGGCAACGAUUUGUGUCAAAGUGCCAUCUGAAGGCAAACUCAAUCGAAACUCCCAAAUAUGCUUGUUUAUUCUGCAUCGAAGUACACAAGACCGUCGAAGAGCACGAUGCAACAAUAUUCUUCUCAGUCGCCCAACUAUUUAAGCACAUCGCCAAACAUCCACAACCUGUACCUCACGUCCACGGCAUUACAGUCCUUUAUGGCCAACAACCCCCAAAUGUAUUGGACUUUGACAUUCAUUUCACAACAUCACAACCUCUGGUUCCCGAAUUUGCGUACGCUGCAAUUGCCCAAAAGGUGGCAAUUCGACCCUCAGCACAGGCCAUUUCUUCCAAUAAUCCAAAAAAUGGUCGCACCGAUUCUCGUGACCCUGAUGGCAAUCCUGUACUACAUUUCGCUGUCGGAGCUCGGAUCAUUGGAAUAACGUUCCCGGACAGGUUCAAUGGUCUAUGGUCUAUUGGCUAUCACGAUGGCCUGCGUGGGUCAUUUCCAACCUCUACAAUUACGAUCGAUCAGCCCGGAAGAGAUGAGGAGGUCAUGAAUUCCAAUAGCAAUCUAGUUGCCUUCGCGAAGUGGGACUUCAAACUAAAGAAAUCAAAAGACGACCCCUGGCUCAAGUUCAGCAAAGGAGAGACAAUUACCCAUAUUGGAUUCAAAUAUCAAGAUCAGUGGUGUUGGACCGGACAGAAUGAAAAAGGACAAUGGGGCUUGUUUCCAAAUGCGUUUGUGGACAGUCUGCACGAUCGUGGAGUCUUCGGUACGAGUCCAGGAAGCGUUAAGAAAGGAGUCCGAAUAAGCCUGUAAGGAAAACAAGCAUCAUGAGUACGAGCAGCGGUGGGAGUAUGAACAGUGUUCAGCCUGGA
Molecule: messenger RNA, 3184 nt
Organism: Hyaloscypha bicolor E
Lineage: Eukaryota; Fungi; Ascomycota; Leotiomycetes; Helotiales; Hyaloscyphaceae
Exons: 6
Coding region: 369-3125 (918 amino acids)
Molecular function (GO): protein binding
Source: RefSeq, a predicted model, not a curated record